AGUUCUAGAGACAGAGGAUCCGAUUCUUCGUUACCAGCAAUAGAUCAGUAUAACGAAACCGUGAAGAAUCAAAUUCAAGCACUUGCUCGUGUUAUCAAACUUGCUCGUACCUAUAGAGAUGACAAUGUCCCAUCCCAAAUCGAAGAGGGUCUCUAUCUUGGAUCCGUUGCAGCAGCUUGCAACAAGAAUGCCUUGAAGUCUUUCAACGUUACACAUAUCUUAACCGUAGCUAGCUCCUUGAGCCCAGCUCACCCUGAUGACUUUGUCUACAAGGUUGUUCGAGUUGUGGAUAAGGAAGACACGAACUUGGAGAUAUACUUCGAUGAGUGUUUCGAUUUCAUUGAUGAAGCCAAGAGACAAGGCGGUAGCGUUCUUGUGCAUUGCUUCAUCGGAAAAUCUCGGAGUGUCACUAUAGUUGUUGCUUACCUGAUGAAGAAACACGGUAUGACGUUAACCCAAGCAUUGCAACAUGUUAAGAGCAAAAGACCCGUGGCAAGUCCUAAUUCCGGUUUCAUCAGGCAAUUACAAGACCUCGAAAAGUCUCUGCAAGAGUUGUUCCAUUUGAGGAUGAAAAAGCAAGUGUUGUGGUGGAACAAGACGGUUCAUGUAAAUAACUCUUCUUACCCUGCAUCUUCCUCUCUCUCUUUAAAGCAGGGAAGCAAGAAUUUCAUGGGCCUUCGUCAAUUUGAGCCCAUCGUGGACCUUGCGAAACUUUGGGUCAUGAUGGAAAUACGAACUGCGAAGACACACAAAGGCAAGCGUGUACUCGAGACGCGAGCUCCUAAGUUGGUUGAAACUGGAAAGAAGACAUUGAUACUUCAUGGAACAAAGACGAGCGCUACGAUUAGCUCUGUGUUGAUGGAGCUGUACCGGCUUAAGAAGGGAGGCGCCAUUAAAUACUCGAGGAGGAAUGAGAACAUUAGGCCCUUUGAGAGUGGAGGUGAAACCUCAUUGGAGUUCUUCUCUCUCAAAACUGAUUGUAGCAUUUUUGUGUAUGGCUCUCACUCAAAGAAACGCCCUGACAAUCUUCUACUUGGGAGAAUGUACGAUCACCAUGUCUACGAUCUUAUAGAAGUUGGGAUUGAGAACUUCAAGUCCUUGCUAUCGUUUUCCUACGACAAGAAACUAGCACCUCAUGAAGGAUCAAAGCCUUUCAUUUGCUUUACUGGAGAAGGUUUUGAGAACGUACCAGAGCUCAGGCAGCUUAAAGAAGUCCUCACUGAUCUGUUUCGAGGCGAGGUUGUGGAUAAUAUAAACCUGACUGGAUUAGACCGUGCUUACAUAUGUUCAGCGAUAUCACCAACUAAGGUUUUCCUCACGCAUUGCGCAAUUAAGCUUAAGAAGUCAGGGACCAUCGUGCCUAGAAUAGAGCUUGUUGAAGUCGGUCCAUCCAUGGAUUUGGUUAUCCGGCGUAAUCGUCUUCCUAACGAAGGCCUAAGGAAAGAAGCAAUGAAGACAUCCAAAGAUAAGCCUAAGAAGAAGAUCAAGAACGUUGAACAAAACGAAGUUCGAGGGAAGCUUGGGAAGAUUUAUAUGCCAGAUCAGAAUGUUGGGAAAAUUCCAUUGCCGGAUAAAUCUAAGGGGGUGAAGAGAGAGCGGAGAGAGGCUAAGCUGAAGCAUAAGGAAGAAGGUUCUGCUUCCAAAAAGCAAAAAGAGUCUGAGUAACUCCAUAAAAACCCACUCGUGGCUAUAUCCAACAGUAGUUCAAUGUUGAGAUGAUUUUGCAGUGUAACAUGUGGUGUUUUUUUUACCAUUAGAAUCUAUUUCUGAAUGUUUUUAUACGCUUAUAUUUAUCGAGAUAAUUUUGUUUAAGUUUCUGCAGCAAAAGAAAAUGUUAAAGAAAGAACACUAGCAUUUGGUCCUUUAUCCGAUUACUACAACCUAAAAAGUAAAAAAGAACCAAGUUUCUC
Molecule: messenger RNA, 1910 nt
Organism: Thlaspi arvense
Lineage: Eukaryota; Viridiplantae; Streptophyta; Magnoliopsida; Brassicales; Brassicaceae
Source: the annotation of a GenBank genome assembly